Molecule: messenger RNA, 1080 nt
Organism: Papaver somniferum (opium poppy)
Lineage: Eukaryota; Viridiplantae; Streptophyta; Magnoliopsida; Ranunculales; Papaveraceae
Product: MADS-box transcription factor 27-like
Exons: 9
Coding region: 209-937 (242 amino acids)
Biological process (GO): positive regulation of transcription by RNA polymerase II
Cellular component (GO): nucleus
Molecular function (GO): RNA polymerase II cis-regulatory region sequence-specific DNA binding; protein dimerization activity; DNA-binding transcription factor activity, RNA polymerase II-specific
Source: RefSeq, a predicted model, not a curated record
UGUGUUUUCCUAAUAAAGUAGGUGAAGAAGAAAAACAAAACAAACUUAUCUUAAAAAGUCUAAACCAAUUUUAGAAGAGUCUUCUUCCUAAAGAAGAACAGAAACAACAAGCAAAGAAAGCUUACUCAAAAUUUCAUCAGUCAACAGUACUUAAUCAGGGAAAAAAAAGUAGAUAGAACCCUCAGGAAAAUUCUCAAGAGAGAGAGAGAUGGGUCGAGGAAAGAUCGUGAUCCGUAGGAUCGAUAACUCGACCAGUAGACAAGUAACAUUUUCUAAAAGAAGGAAUGGAUUGUUAAAGAAAGCGAAAGAGUUGGCGAUCUUAUGUGAUGCAGAAGUCGGUUUAAUUAUCUUUUCUAGCACUGGAAAGCUCUACGACUUUGCCAGUACAAGGUCGGAUGGAACUUUCAUGAAAACUGUGAUCGAGCGACAUAACAAAUCAAAAGAGGAACACCAUCAAGUGAUGAAUCCAACUUCAGAAGUCAAGUUCUGGCAAAGGGAAGCAGCAGGCUUGAGGCAACAAUUGCAAAAUUUGCAAGAGAACCAUAGGCAAUUGAUGGGAGAAGAGCUUUCCGGCUUGAGUGUCAAAGAUUUACAAAAUCUGGAAAAUCAGUUGGAGAUGAGUUUGCGUGGAGUACGGGUGAAGAAGGACCAACUCUUGACUGAUAAAAUAGAAGACUUGAGCCGCAAGGGUAACCUAAUCCAUCAAGAAUAUAUGGAAUUAUAUAAGAAGGUAAACCUCAUUCAUCGAGAAAACAUGGAUUUGCACAAAAAGGUUUAUGGAAAUACCAGUGGAGCCAAUCGAACAUCACUUCUUCCAAAUGCUUUUAGCAUUGAAGAUGACCUGAAUGUACCCGUCCAUCUCCAGCUAAGCCAGCCACAACAGGACGACCAUGCUUCCUCAGAAAAGGCUACAAAGCUGGGCCUUCAAUUACCGUAGCAACGGGUCAAGGGACUGUGAAGAUAUAUAACUCGAUACCCCAUAAAUGCAUGGUCCUGUUGGUUUCAACAUAAUGUUUCUCAAAUUAGAUGUGGCAUAUGUCCUAGACAAAAUGCAUUCAGCACAAACAUACUUACAUUUGG